This is a messenger RNA of Myripristis murdjan (pinecone soldierfish), 1347 nucleotides long. RefSeq names its product folliculogenesis specific bHLH transcription factor (gene figla). Gene Ontology annotation, molecular function: DNA-binding transcription factor activity, RNA polymerase II-specific; protein dimerization activity; RNA polymerase II transcription regulatory region sequence-specific DNA binding. The record is from RefSeq and is a predicted model, not a curated record. Lineage: Eukaryota; Metazoa; Chordata; Actinopteri; Holocentriformes; Holocentridae. Bases 105 to 722 code for a protein of 205 amino acids. Gene Ontology annotation, biological process: developmental process; regulation of transcription by RNA polymerase II. The transcript is spliced from 6 exons.
UUCUUUUGCCGUAUAAUAUGCUGUUCUGGUAUUUGUGCGUCUCAUAGGGACAAAAGAUAGCUUUAUUAGAUAUCGGUGCCGACCAAUUAAGAGAGCUGGAGGUUAUGAACAUGAAGGUUCCCGAGCAGGAGCUGAUGAGUGAUAUUCUGAUGCGGUUAACAGGCGAGUCCGCGCUUCCCGUUUAUAGCAACAUUGCCAAGUACAAACGAGGGAAGGACGGCUUGUAUUUCGUUGCCGAGGAUUUGAGUGAAACUGCGAAAAAAAGAGAACUGGUCAAUGCCAAGGAGCGACUGAGAAUUAGGAACCUAAACACCAUGUUUUCCCGUCUGAAGCGCAUGGUGCCACUUAUGCGGCCAGACCGCAAGCCUAGUAAAGUGGACACACUUAAAGCUGCCACUGAUUACAUUCGAUUGCUUGUUGCCGUCUUGCAGGACACUGACAAUGAUAAUAGAAAUGGCACUGAUUUUCUAAAGAAUGCAAUCAGCUAUUGCCCUACUGAAGUGGUUGGCAGUGACCUAUGGCGAGUGGAUGAUUGGCUGGACAGCAUGCCAGAGGUGGGCAUGGAAGAUGGGUUUACCAUGACGAUGCCUUUAAGUGCUCCAGGGUCAGGAACAGAGGAUGGAGACGUGACUGGACUGGUUUUGCAACACUGCGUGAUGCCCACAUACCAGUUCAUCAUCCAAGUAGCACCUGAUCAGUCUGUGAUGUCUCAACCCAACUGAGUGGAGCCUUGAACUCGUAAUGGAACAGCUGCCAGCACUAAUAUACUUAAUACCCUGCUCCCAAUCAAGCAUGGAAGAUUGUUUUUCCCCAAGAGAGGAAUGAAAUGUUUUUUUUUUAUGUUUUGUUUUAUUUUUGUUUGGUUUUGUUUUUUUAUCUAGAGACUCAGAGCAGGUGGUGUGCAUGUCUGGAACUAAUUAGUUUACAGUUUUGAUUCUUUGAGUUCACAAGUUUUCAAGUUAAUGGCAUUGAGCUGUAAUUAUCUUAACUGGCUUGGUGCCAUUGGUAACUACCAGUGCUGUGAGGCUUGUGAAAGGAUGUGAAGAAGCAGAAAAUGAUUGGUGGAUGGAUAGAUCUCUGCUUACUUACUCUAUUGUUUACUUUCUUAAAUCCCAUGCUUAAUUAUUCAAAGCCUUUUUAAAAAAAAAUCAGAACUGAACAAAUUUUCUAAGAAAAUCCUUUUUGCAGUCCAGGAUCUGACUAACUUUACCAAUUUCUCCUCAUUCUUAUCCUGAUACCACAAGAUCAAGGUUCCAGAUUUGCUGUGUCUGAAUAGAUAUGUCUUGCCAUCUGUAGAACAAAUAAUUGCAAUGGGACAAAUGACUGCACAAGAAAGUACUUUUAUUC